This is a messenger RNA of Ochlerotatus camptorhynchus, 3193 nucleotides long. RefSeq lists its product as uncharacterized. Lineage: Eukaryota; Metazoa; Arthropoda; Insecta; Diptera; Culicidae. Gene Ontology annotation, molecular function: protein binding. The record is from RefSeq and is a predicted model, not a curated record. The transcript is spliced from 2 exons. The coding region runs from base 197 to 1312 and encodes 371 amino acids.
UCCAGCUCAUUGGCAUCAUAUCGCAUCGCAUAACUUUGUUUAGCCGGGUAUCGUUGUACUCGUUCUAUCGUUUCGUCCGAUUCGUUCAGAAUUUAAGGUGACUCAUUUUAUCUAUAACCAAUGACUAAGAUCUAGGGUACACAGUAAUAUUCAUCUGUUAGCAUAAACAACCAAUUUUCUAGAAUACGCCCCCAAAAUGAGGUCGUUGAAGGUGAUUCUAUUGGCCUUGCUAUGCAUUCAGCUCUCACACGCGCAAUCCUACGAAUGUACCAUGGAUCAGGAAUUUUGUGUGUUCCAGGGUGUAAGAUUUUUUAAAAAUACGACCAACAUUGCGUUUGCUUUCUCCGGUGCUACUAAACCUGUGAAUGUAGCCUUCAAGGAUUCCCACAUGGUGGGAAUUCCCGGCAAGUUUCUGGAUGUUUUUCGGGAUGAUUUAGAAGUUCUGAAAGUGGAAGACUGUGGACUCCAGUCGGUGACCAUCACAAGAAAUAUGGUAGCUCUGUAUGCUAGGAAUAACGUCAUACAGAAAGUGUUUAUGGACCAAAACGACGAGUGUGCCAGUUUAAUGGAACUGGACUUAAGUAGCAAUAGGUUGACGACUGUUCAGAAUGUCACCAACUGCGAAAAACUCAAGGUGCUAAAUUUGGGCAUAAACGAACAAUUGUGGAGGAAAAAUACUAUUGAUUUAUCUGCAUUUGCCAACUUAAACCUGUUGGAGGAUCUCAACUUAUCGGACAAUGGAGUAUUUUACUUGGAUGGAUUUGGACUGCAAAAUGUCGGAUUGCAAUCAUUAAAGCUACUGGAUUUGUCCAAGAACGACAUACUGCCUGCGGACUUGAGGUUGGAUAUUUUAAAACCAUUUAUCGCAUUAGAAACGCUUAAACUCAACGACAAUAACAUGGUACAACUGGAUUACGCUGAUCUAACGGAUUUCAAGUCACUAAAAAGUGUACAUUUGAAUGGCAACAACUUCCCGUGCAGAAAAGUGAAGGAUAUGCUCGAGUUUUUAAACCAACAUAAUAUUGCGACACCACUAGAUCGGGACAGUAACUGCGGAGAUCAGCAAAUCGAAGGCAUGUGUUGUAAAGGUCCGCUGCCACCUCGUCCUCCACCACCGCCGCGACCAUCGACUCCCUCACCGGUGACUACUACCCAUGCACCAAGUGAACAUACUACGAUCCGUUUCGACCCUAGAAAUCCCGCAAAUGACGAAAGUGAUUCAAGCUGGCAAAUCGUGCUUGCGGUGGUGGUUAUAAUCGCCAUUGUUGCUGCUGGAGCCGGUUAUUUUAUCUACAAAAAACGUUCCAACUAGGGGCUUAUAGUAUGUAACUGAAUCCAUCUGAACGAUUGAUACUAUAUAGGGGACGAUACAAAUAUUACAUCCACACAUUUUUCGAUUUUUUCCCUAACACCCCCCCCCCCUCCCCCCAUACAGUUUUCGAAUUCUAGGACCUCCUCUCCCUCUAAAGAGUGGACGUCAUAUUUGAAUCAUCCCUAGGGUGGGUCAAGUUUGUGUGGCAGGUCACAACCCACUGCUUUUUCGAUUUGUAAAAAACUGUGUUAAAUUUGAACAUUUAAAAAAAAAACACGAAUUGAUCGAAUUUGGUUGUGGCCUGGAUUUGCGGAUGAAUUUCAAAGUAAGGUUAGGUUAGGUUACUUUAUUAAAGAGACUUUCAGAACCAAAUUUCGGAAAGGAAACAUUCAUUUGUUUAUCGACAAUCCACACAUUGGUCAAUAUUGUCUAUAUCUACCUGAGACUUAGAGUUGGCAGACUAAUUAGAACAACUGUGUCGACGACCCUAAGUUCAGUUAUCUUCUGUGCAAUUAUUUUAUUAUGGCUCAUUUCUCACCAAACUAUACAAAUAAAUGUGAUAAAAGUGCAAGUUUCCGUCUAAUCGUUGCCCCGUUGCCCUUAGCAUGAAAUAAGUGCGCCGAAGAGACCAAAACAAUUUUACGGAAAACGUGCACUUUCAUCACAUUGUUAUGUUUCAGUUGCUUCCAACACUCCAAAUAACUUUCAGCCAAUGUGAUAAUGGUUAACUUUUUGCUCAGAAAUCGAUUCGAUUUUCGGUCUUGGAAAAAUUAGUUCUGCACAGUUCACCCAAUCUAAGUCUCAGUUAUUGGCAAUGUUUGAGCAAUGUAUGCAUUUUUGACAAGCAAAUUAUUGUUUUCUUUCCGUUUCCCAUACCUACUCGCUUUGAAAUUAUCCCUAAAAUUCAGAUCGUAGCCGAAUUCGUUCACAUGAGGCACAGUUGUUGCGGGAAAAUAAAAACAGUUGGGAGUAGGCAGUUGUAAAGUUGACUCACCCUAAUCGUCAGUUUUAGGACUCAAAGUACUGAAAUUGGUUUGAAUUCUCUAUUUUUUUUCUCUAUUUUACUUCCCACUGUAGCAGUAGCUUUUCGGUCCAUCUUAAAAUUAUCAGUCCAGCUUUAAAUAGCACACACUCAUUUUUGGACUUCACAACCUUAUGGAAGAAAUUUAACUCUUUACUAGGCUAUUUUUAAGAAAGUGCGAAAAUAAUCUGAUCCUAAAUAAUUUAGAUCCUUAUCGAUAUUUUCUUUAUCAAGAAAGAAUUGAUUGUAGAACAAUCAGCUGCCAUUUAAAUUGUAGGGUAUCAAUUGGUCUGGACCUUCGUAAUCGAAAGUUGAUCAACAGCCCCACUGCCGUGGGAUGACAAAGUGAUGUAAACAACACUCAAACACUCAUCACUUGGCAAAAAUGUGUGACUUGAGCCAUACAUUUUCGGAGAAAAUGCAAUUGUCAAAGUGGCACCAUAUGGAACUGUUGCAAACUAAAACAAAAUCAUGAAUGUCAUGGCUCUCCCUGGCUAAUCGCCAUCACCAUCGAGUACGGGAAGACUAAAGAGACUGAAUUGGGUGUUUUCAACCUCUUCAAGGAAGACUUUCCCUACCCAAUGGAUAUGUUGGUUUGUGCAGGCGUGCCUUAAUUCCUAGAAAUCAUCGAGAGAAGUAAUUGUUUACAAAAGCUGUUACGCCCUAAUUCCAGUGUUAUCUAGAAUCAUUCACUUAUGGUGGUAAGCUCCAACCGGUAUUAUCCUCGGAUUAAAUCCCGAUCAAGAAUGUCCGGCCACUUUGUUGUCGACAUCAGAUUUAAGCAAACUUUUUGCAGAUCAUCCAAACAGGGGCGGGAUUAAACGUUUUUUUCCGAAUUGGAGCUUAUCGCCAUUAAUGGG